UCACGGGUUUUGAAGCAAAUAUAAAAAUAACAAAAAUAUAACAGAAACAUAACUUGUCUUUACCUAAAAUAUGGUUUAUUAGUCAAAUGCUGAACACACGUCUGUGGAAAUUACUCCAGUCCAGCAGGUGGCGGUAGUGCACCUUUACGCUGGUCAGCAACCACCGGACGAAGCAGAAACCGGAAGCUGCUAGCAGAGCUAGCUUGUUGUUCUGGUGUGUAAGGGGAACAUUUGAGGCUCUGCAGUAAAAAUGUCUUCACUUCAGUCUCUGGGAGAGUUGAUCAGCUAAAGCGACUAACUGCUGCUGCUGCAGAAAUCUUCUCACCAGGCUGUGGAAACUUUCUUCUCCUCCUCAACAACUUGGUGGAGUUCUUUCCAGAACCAGAGAAGAUAUUCUGCGGUCUUCGUGACAAUCGGAGCUCCAGAAUCAGGUUGUGGCUGUUAGCUAAACACGGCUAAAGAAAACCUGCUACCACUUCAGGAUCUGGGACUGAUUCAUCGUGUGUUCUUCACCACCUGGACCUGGACAGCAUGGACACAGAGGUUCAACAAAUGAUGCUGGUUAAAGAAGAAGUUUCUGAAGAACAGAAUGCUGGUGUAGACCAGCAGGACCCAAAGCACUUCCACGUAAAGGAGGAACAGGAGCAAAUCUGGAUUAGUCUGGAGGAAGACAAGCUCCACGUGAAGGAAGAGAAUGAUGCUGCCAAGUUUCCAUUCUCUACUGUUUCUAUAAAGAGUGAGGAUGAUGAAGAGAAACCUCUGUUUUCACAACUUCAUCAGCAGCAAGUAGAAGACAGGGUUGUUCCAACCAGCAGCUCACCUGAACAGACAAAAGCAAGAACUAGUGGAGGAGCAGAAACUAGCAGAAACCCAGAUCUGAAUUCUCAUGAACAGGCAUCCAAUUCUUCAGCAACUGAAGUUAGUGGAGAUGAUGAAGAGGGUGGUGUGAAUAUAGACUCUGAGCUGUCAGACUCUGGUUCUGAAAUUGAAGACAAUAACUGGAAUGACAGGUUUUCUGAGUCAGAUGUUAAGACUGUCAAUAAAUCCUUUAGCUGCCCUGAGUGUGAUAAACAGUUUCUCCACAAGUGGGCUCUCCAGAAACAUGUAAGAGCAACAAGUUGUUCAGCAAAAAGAUCUUCACGCUGUUUGGUUAAUAAGAAAUGUGUUAGAGUGAAGAAGCAUGUUGACUCAUGUGGGAAUGUCCAGAAAGAGCUAAAAUCAUAUAGUUGUGACAACUGUGGAAUAAUAUUUGGCAGAAAAUCAAUUUUAAACACUUACACAAGAGCCCAAAUAGGACAUAAACCUUUCGCCUGUGAUCUUUGUAAAAAAACAUUUAGCCAAAAGACUACUUUAAGCAGACACAUGAGAGUCCUCACAGGAAAAAAGCCCUAUUUUUGUGAGCGCUGUGGACAAAGAUUUAGCCGAAAGGAAUAUUUAAAAAGUCAUUUAAGAGUCCACACAGGACAAAAACCCUUUGCUUGUAAGCUCUGUGGACAAAGAUUUAGCCAAAAGACACAUUUAAAUAGUCACAUUAGAGUCCACACAGGACAGAAACCUUUCACUUGUGAGCUUUGUGAACAAAAAUUUAGCCGAAAAGAGCAUUUAAAGAGACACGUGGCAAUCCAUACAGGACAGAAGCCUUUUGUCUGUGAGCUGUGUGGACAAAGUUUUGGCCAAAAGACUCAUUUAAACAGUCACAUGAGAGUCCACACAGGACAAAAGCCCUUUGCUUGUGAGCUCUGUGGAAAAAGAUUUAGUCGAAAAACACAUUUAAACAGUCACGUAAGAGUCCACACAGGACAGAAGCCUUUUGCUUGUGAGCUUUGUGGACAAGGAUUUAGGCGAAAGGAACAUUUAAACAGUCACAUAAUUGUCCACACAGGAGAGAAACCUUUUUCCUGUGAGCUCUGUGGACAAAGAUUUAGUCGAAAGACAACUAUGAACAGUCACAUGAUUGUCCACACAGGAGAGAAGCCUUUUACUUGUGAGCUCUGUGGACAAAGUUUUAGUCGAAAGCCUACUUUAAAAAGUCAUAUGAGAGUUCACACAGGACAGAAGCCUUUCACUUGUGAGCUAUGUGGACAAAGGUUUAGUCAAAAGUCUACUUUAAACAGACACAUGAGAGUCCAUACAAGAUUCUAGGGAUUAAUUUAACUUCAAGAAAAUUGAAAGGGAUCUUUGUAUUUUUUAACAGCCCAGAUUUCAGUCUUGUACCCCUUGUGGCUGUCCUUGACCCUAUAUCAAGGCCACCUCCAGCCCAUGAACCACUUUUUCCUGCCCUGCAAGCCACAUAAUAUGGCCCCCCAGCUGUGUGUUAAUAAAUCCAAAUUUCAAUUGAGAGGUGGCGCAAUAGCGUUUCGUCGCUCAUCAAUAGAAGAUAAUAUUUUUACAUGUAGAACCUCUCGAGAUAAAAAUCAUAAGGUGCUUCACAAGAGCAAAAAAAUAAAAUUAAAAUGAUUUAAAAAUAUAAUGGAAAAAAUGGGGGGAACGUAAAUAUUUAGAUUAAAAAUGUGAAGGAAGAACAAAAAAUAAGAAAAAGGUAAUCACAGGUUCCUGAUACACAAUAAUGAACUGCUGUUCUUAAUUUGUACUUUUGGAGUGUUGCAGCGCAGAGAGAUUAGCGUGGCAUGUAUUCCGUGCUGUUAAAAUAUAUUGUGUAACGUGAUGAUGGAGCCAUUUCUCAUGGUUAUCCUCUAACCACUGUUCCCUUUGACACUGCGCCAGAGUGCAUGAAAGAGCCUCAAGGUCAUGCAUUCGCUUCUAAACUGUUUACGUUCCAGCAAUGAAGACAGAAGAUGAAGACUCUUUUCUUUUCUUUUAUUAGAUCAAAUAACUCAAUUUUCAGUAAAGCUAAUCAAAACAACUGUUAGUCAAUAAUACAAUGUGACCGAUCUGUGAAAUCAUAAUAUUGUGUGGGGUCAGAAACAUGCAAAGUAAAAGUGAAAGAGUUGAUGAGGCUGGAAAAGCUUGUGGAAAAGUAGUCUUCAAUGUGAAAGUUAAUACCUCCAACAAUAACCCGUCACUGCUGUCACUCUGUCAUUUUAUUUCCGCAAAACUUGCCUCACUUUGCACAGGUUUGUUUCUUUAAACAUCGUAUUAAAUCCAAUGCCUUUCAUCAAAUUUUGCUGUGCAGUAUUUUUUGUUGUACGAUGCAAAAUCACUUUCACACAUGAAGUGGAGUUAUCCUAGUGGCUCCAGUAAGAGAAAGAAGCAGCUUGCUUUAAAAAAGCUUUUAUCUUCACUUCUGA
Messenger RNA from Nothobranchius furzeri (turquoise killifish), 3248 nucleotides. The record is from RefSeq and is a predicted model, not a curated record. Lineage: Eukaryota; Metazoa; Chordata; Actinopteri; Cyprinodontiformes; Nothobranchiidae.